CUGGCAAAACUUAUAGAAAUUUGCACUCAAAACUUUACAUUCAUUGCAAAUCCCGCUAAAAUACGUGUUGUUUACUUCAAAAUCCGCUAAAAAGAAAUUAGCCAAUGACAGCGCGGUAUUGUGAUCACGUGUCAUUCAAAACAGUAUGGCAGUUUUUUUAUCUCAGGUGAAAGGUUGCUCCGGUUUUUUAUUGUUUUUAAUAAGAAAACAUGGAGAAUUUAGUUCAAUUUGUGCAAAAAUGUGAUCCUAAGGAAGCGCGGAAGAAACUACGCGACAUUCCUUCAUGGAAACGCACUUAGGAAACUCGAAAACUAUAAUAAUGCUAAUAACUUCAGUGCCGGCCAUCCAAAGCAUCAUAGUGACGGAUCCUCCCCCAGUAGCCGACUAUAAAUAUUCCUACAACGUGGAGGAUCCCUCCACUGGGGAUUCGAAGAGUCAGCAUGAAAUCAGAUAUGGCGAUACUGUUAGUGGCGCUUACUCUGUGGUCGACCCCGACGGCACUAAACGGACUGUGGAGUACUCCGCCGACCCCAAACAUGGCUUCAAAGCUACCAUCAGACAAGAACCCGUCAAAAAUAGCAUACCAGAACUUUCGCCAUCUCAGUACGUGACAAAUGACAGAUAUAUAAAUUACAGGUAUGAAUCUUUACUGGCAAAACAAGAACACAUUAGUGAUAAGCCAGUAAUGGAAUCUAUAAUUAACCAUAUAUCAUACUCGAACGCAAAAGAAGGAUAUGGUCAGCAAGUGUACUUCACUCCGGAAAAUGAGGCACCACAGGAAUCGUUCAGUCGUGGAUACUAUUUUAUUCCGGCUCAUAAUAAGUGA
Amyelois transitella is the source of this 826-nucleotide messenger RNA. RefSeq names its product cuticle protein 8-like (gene CPR72). The record is from RefSeq and is a predicted model, not a curated record. The transcript is spliced from 2 exons. The coding region runs from base 284 to 826 and encodes 180 amino acids. Lineage: Eukaryota; Metazoa; Arthropoda; Insecta; Lepidoptera; Pyralidae. Gene Ontology annotation, cellular component: extracellular matrix.